Messenger RNA from Miscanthus lutarioriparius, 1767 nucleotides. The record is from the annotation of a GenBank genome assembly. NCBI's taxonomy places the organism in Eukaryota, Viridiplantae, Streptophyta, Magnoliopsida, Poales, Poaceae.
AUGGAGGGAGUUGAGGGGCUGAUGAAGAAGUUGCAGCUUUCGUCGGAGGAGAGGAGGAGCAUCAAGUUCGGAGUGAAGACGGAGGGUGGAGGGAGCAAUCGUCCUCCCCAAGCGGCGUCGGGGUUGAGGAAGGUGCUAGACGAUGGUCCAUGGAUGAUUUCGAAGGAACUCCUGGCGGUGACGGAGUUUGAUGAGUCCAAAUCCUUGGACGAGGUCGAUUUUUCCUUCAUCCCGAUCUGGAUGCGGGUGGAGCGCCUCCCGAUGGGUCUCAUGAAUCGCGUGGCGGCUAAGGUGAUUGGAGAUGAUGUGGGGGAGUUCAUGGAGGUGGAGGCAGACAGAGGUGUUGUGGCGGCGGGCAGAAGUCUCCGUCUCAAGAUCCGGCUCGAUAUUCAAAAACCUCUUCGAUGUGGAAUUUUGGCGGAUCUGGGUGCGGACAAAGGAGAACGGUGGUGCCCGAUCACAUAUGAGCACCUGCCUGAUUUCUGCUACAUCUGUGGGAGGAUUGGGCACGUCGAUCGCCCUUGCUCUAAGAAGCUGGGGAAGGAUGAGCCUGUUCCAUUUAGCGGGGAGCUGCGUUUUGUACCACCUCGUAGGUCGUUCAGCGGGAAGGAUGAGGGGAAGGGGAGUGUGAAGGAGGUCAAAGAGAAGAAGGACAGAGAGGAGACUGAGGGGAUUCCCUGGACGGUGCAUGGCAGCGGGCACAGUAAGCUGAACGUGAACAGUACCAUGCAGCACGUGCAAGACAUUCCAGCUAACAUGGAGAAGGGAGAAGAGAAAGAUAAAGCUGCAUGCAAAUUCAGGAGGACGAAGAGGGAUGAGAAGGAAACGGUGGGGGUGAGGAGCUCGGAGAAGUCUGUGAAGAAGAAGAGAGGUGGUGAGGAGUUGACGGACAUGGACCUUGAUGAGCAGGCUUAUGCAAAGAAGGCUAAGCAGGGAAGUUCGGAGGAAAAGGAGAAGGAGGAGGACCCCGAUGUCCUAUUCUCGUCCGAGACAAAAAUGGAUGAGAGUAGGAUUAAUGGUUUGAGGUGGAAGCUGGGCUUGACGAACAUGAUUGUGAAGAAUUGUUCGGGGCGCAGCGGUGGUCUUGCGAUUUUCUGGCGGAAUGGGAUCAAUUUACAUGUGCAAGCGCGGAGGAGGCCAUGGUUGUGUUUGGGCGAUUUCAAUGAAAUUUUAUUGGGGUGUGAGAAGGAAGGAGGGCCAGCACGCAAGCAGGGCUGUAUGGAUAAUUUUCGAGAAGCCUUGGAGGAUUGUGACUUGUCGGAUUUGGGUUUUGAGGGAGAUCCCUUCACAUGGCGCAACAAUAGUCAUACUAGCAAUCACUACAUCAGGGAUCGUCUGGAUCGGGCUGUGGCUAAUGAUGAGUGGAUGGCAAGAUUUCCCUUGCACUGGGUGAUCAAUGGAAAGCCACGCCAUUCUGAUCAUCGUCCGGUCAUAGUGGACACCAUCCCGUCUCGAUGCGAUGGCGGUAGAAGGGGCCCGCAACCUUUUCGUUUUGAGGCGAGCUGGGUGGAAGAAGAACAGUAUGCAACCAUUGUGGAGAAUGCCUGGAAAACAUCCAUGGAGGUGCUAGGAGAUAACGUGGGUGGUGCCAUUCAAAAUGUCGCACGGGAGCUAGGUGACUGGGGGAGGAAUGUCCUCGGCAACUUGGAGAAGAGUAUAAAAAAUACAAGAAAAAAGCUGGAAGAAUGUAGGAGAAGAGUGGUGAGUAGUGACUUCGCUCAGUUGAUUCCCCGUAGAAUUAAAUUGCAAGCGAUCGUAGAGGACUGA